AUGGAGACCUCGUUCUUAUCCAUGUGCUUCUGUCUUGCUAUAAUCUUCCAUCAAGCCGCGGCUAUUAGCAAAGAGGCAUCCGUUUCGACCAUUCUGAGUCUUGGUCGGAAGGAGAAGCGCGAGUUUUCUGGAAUCGUUCAUCGAGAUCGAAAGUUCUCGCGAACUCCGCCACUCGGAUGGAACAGCUGGAACCACUUCCAGUGCAAUGUUAAUGAAGACAUUGUGAAAGCUGCAGCGGACAAGCUCGUGUCAUCUGGGCUUGCAGCCCUUGGAUACGACUAUGUCAAUAUAGAUGAUUGCUGGCAGGCUGACUCCCGUGAUUCAGAGGGUCGCCUGGCGCCCUCUCCUCGCUUCUUCCCGUCGGGCAUCAAGGCAAUUGCGGACUAUGUGCACAGCAAGGGGCUCAAGCUGGGUAUCUACUCCGACUCUGGGAGGCUCACGUGUGAAGGCAAGCCAGGGUCACUCGGGCAUGAGGCGAUCGACGCCCUCACCUUCGCUGAAUGGGAGGUGGACUAUCUCAAAUACGAUAACUGCUUCAAUGAUGGCACUCCAAACAAAAUUCGCUACACAACCAUGCGCAAUGCGUUGGAGGCCACUGGGAGGGACAUAUUUUUCUCCAUGUGCGAAUGGGGGCAGGACGACCCUUCCCUGUGGGCGUACGACGUGGCAGACUCCUGGCGAACCACGGUUGACAUUGGGGACUCGUGGCGGAGCAUGAUGCGCAUUGCAGACAAGAACAACAAGUGGGCCAAAUACGCCAAGCCAGGCGGGUGGAACGACCCGGACAUGCUGCAGGUGGGGAAUGGCGGCAUGAGGCAGUCAGAGUAUCGUGUGCACUUCAGCCUCUGGGCCAUCAUGAAGCCUCUGGGCCAUCAUGAAGCCUCUGGGCCAUCAUGA
Closterium sp. Naga37s-1 is the source of this 897-nucleotide messenger RNA. NCBI's taxonomy places the organism in Eukaryota, Viridiplantae, Streptophyta, Zygnematophyceae, Desmidiales, Closteriaceae. The record is from the annotation of a GenBank genome assembly.